This is a messenger RNA of Procambarus clarkii (red swamp crayfish), 585 nucleotides long. The record is from RefSeq and is a predicted model, not a curated record. NCBI's taxonomy places the organism in Eukaryota, Metazoa, Arthropoda, Malacostraca, Decapoda, Cambaridae.
AUGUUCACGCUAUUUCUCCUGGCUUUAUGUGAUAAUAGGUUCAACGCUCUUAAGUUCUUCACGCAGUUCAGUCCUCUAAGUGAAGGUUACAGGCAAUUCUUCCCAUCUCUAUCCCUUCCCGUUCCUCAAGCGGGCGUGACACAGGACACGACCACCCUCACAGUCGAGGCCCCAGGCAUUGUCUCUCUUGUCAACCCUCUGUCUACCCUCGCAGCUCCGGAAUAUUCCCAUUCCCAGCCACCUCCGCCCAGCACGGGAAUAUUCCCAUUCCCAGCCACCUCUGCCCAGUUCGGGGAAUAUUCCCAUUCCCAGCCACCUCCGCCCAGCACGGGAAUAUUCCCAUUCCCAGCCACCUCUGCCCAGUUCGGGGAAUAUUCCCAUUCCCAGCCACCUCCGCCCAGUUCGGGGAAUAUUCCCAUUCCCAGCCACCUCUGCCCAGUUCGGGGAAUAUUCCCAUUCCCAGCCACCUCCGCCCAGCACGGGAAUAUUCCCAUUCCCAGCCACCUCUGCCCAGUUCGGGGAAUAUUCCCAUUCCCAGCCAUCCCGGCGCAACUCGGCACUGGGGGCACUUGUCCAACUUGUUGA